AUGGACAUCCCGCCGACUGCACGUGCAAUCGCACUCCUCAUUGCCUCCACCCCCGCAGUGCAAGACGCACAAAUAGGCGUCCUGCAGCAGCUGCUAGAGUUUUCCCAUCGUUACACAUCCCAGGUGCUCUCUGACGCGUUGGUCUACGCGGAUCAUGCGGGACGAUCAAAUAAGAUCGAGGCAGAGGACGUGAGCCUUGCGGUGCAGGCAAGGGUAGGCUGGGAGUUCGGAGGCAGAGUGCCGAAAGACUUCAUCACCUCCCUCGCAACCCAAACAAACGCCCAACCCCUCCCCUCCGUCCCCGAAACCUUCGGCCUCCGCCUCCCACCCUCCCCCGACUGCCUCACCUCCGUCGACUUCGACCUCCACCCCAACCGGCCCCCUCCCGCCAUCAAACAAUACGACGAGGAGAUCGAGGAAAUAGAGGAGUCAGGCUCGGAAGACGACGACGAGGACAUGGAGCCUGCGCAGAUUCCUGAUGAAGAGGACGGGUUGUUCGGUGGUGAGGGUGGGGACGAUGAGGAGAGUGGCGGUGAGGAGGGCUUGGAGGAGGUUCCGACGCCUGCGCCCGGUGGGGCACCGACUCCGAAUGGGGUGAAGAGGAAAUUGGUGGAGGAUGAUGAUUAUGAUUGA
Messenger RNA from Stereum hirsutum FP-91666 SS1, 633 nucleotides. Its product is annotated as TFIID-domain-containing protein. Gene Ontology annotation, molecular function: RNA polymerase II general transcription initiation factor activity; protein heterodimerization activity; transcription coactivator activity. Gene Ontology annotation, biological process: DNA-templated transcription initiation; RNA polymerase II preinitiation complex assembly. NCBI's taxonomy places the organism in Eukaryota, Fungi, Basidiomycota, Agaricomycetes, Russulales, Stereaceae. The record is from RefSeq and is a predicted model, not a curated record. The transcript has 3 exons. Gene Ontology annotation, cellular component: SAGA complex; transcription factor TFIID complex. The coding region runs from base 1 to 633 and encodes 210 amino acids.